AUGGUCUACCCAGGUGGACCGAGCAAAGGGUGCUACACAUGCCGUGCUCGCAAAGUCAAGUGUGACGAGGCAAGACCUGUCUGCAAGCGAUGUGUCAAAGGAAACCGCGUAUGCGGUGGAUAUCGCAAUCUCAACAACAAGGGAUCGAGCAGGAAGCGCUCUGGCCAAGAGGACCCAAUGGCCAAACUGCUUGCAAAUCUCCCAGUAUCCACGGCCGCUAAUUCAGGUCACCUCCCCUACCAGGAACGCGACAAUAUAUGCGCAUUCAUCAAGCUAAUCGCUCGUCUUCCGCAGGGACGGGGGUUACAUGGAGGCCUUCUAACAGCCGUUCCGCCCGUCCUUGCUGAGCUGGAACAGUCCAUAAUCGCUUCGUCACCACUGCCAUCCGCGUUGUCAGCAUUGUUUUUAACGUUCGUCUCAGACAAGAGCGACGUGAAGGAUCACGGCACUUUGACCGAAGCGAUGGCAUGCUACGGCAAAGCACUCCAGCUCACUCGUCAGUUGAUGGAGCAUCUCGAUGAACAGAGGAGAUGUGAGCUCGUUAUGACCAUUUUCGUCCUCGCGAUGUACGAGGACUUGAACAGUGAAGACCAUGCUAGGCCCACGUCAAAUUCCCACCUGGAAGGGGCAAUGGCUUUUGUCCGGUCACAAAAGUGUAGAAGCUUCGGCGAGGACACCACCCGAAAGAUAUACAGUGCAUUGCUGACCAGAGCUCUCUUUACCUGCUUCGACGACAUCAAAAGCGAUACCCCCUUCAUAUUCACCCUUAACGAUCUCCAGCUCCUUCACCACGGUUUAGCGACCGAAAAAGUCACCGACUACCUCAACCUCUACAACUCCGCGCUUCUCAUCAUCCACCUGCAACUCCGUGAUCUCGAACGAGAUGCCUGGCCAUCAUUCCCUUCCAACGGCGUCGUGGCUGCCGCCGGUGCCACAAGAGCCAACUCCCUCCUCGCAGCCAUAACCUCAAUCGAAUAUCAAAUGAGCGAGUGGCCGAGUACCCUCCCCCCAGAAUCUAAAUAUGUUACUACCCAGCUGUCUUCAGAAAAGAACAUAGAUCUUUGGACGAGGACUGCCUAUAUAUAUCCGACUCUUGGGGCGGGAUAUGACUGGUCGCGGUACCGCAUGCUUCAGAUACUGGCCCACAGCCUGCGUCUGCGAGCAUACAGGCUCCUCGCUAAUUCAUUAUACGGGCACUGUCUUGUGCUUCCGAACACGCAGCUAGCCGACAUAGCUAGCGGCACAGCGAUGACCCAUAGCAAGAUUCGUGCGCUUGCACAUGACACCUGUGCCUCACUGCCGUACCAUCUUGGGUAUAGAACAAGUCCAGGCUCUGAACGACGCUAUCCGAGUGAGGCCUUGCCUGAAGGGAAAUACCCGCGCCGCCUGUCGGCGCUUCACAUUAGUUGGGCGCUGUACGUGGCCGGGAUUGCGGAAGGAAUUGACUCUGCACAGAGAUUCUGGAUAUCACAUCAGCUGACCAUCAUGAAUCGCGAGAUGGGGAUAGGAAAGGCCGCCGUGCUAGCAGAACUAGUCAGGAGAGCUGCUGCCUUGGAAACCCAAAACGUGGCCUGA
Messenger RNA from Aspergillus mulundensis, 1575 nucleotides. RefSeq names its product Zn(II)2Cys6 transcription factor domain-containing protein. Lineage: Eukaryota; Fungi; Ascomycota; Eurotiomycetes; Eurotiales; Aspergillaceae. The transcript is spliced from 4 exons. Gene Ontology annotation, molecular function: zinc ion binding; DNA-binding transcription factor activity, RNA polymerase II-specific. The coding region runs from base 1 to 1575 and encodes 524 amino acids. The record is from RefSeq and is a predicted model, not a curated record. Gene Ontology annotation, biological process: regulation of DNA-templated transcription.